AUGUUCAGGGGCGCUUGGAUGUGGCCGGGGAAAGACGCCGCCGCGCUGACUAUCUGCUGUUGCUGCUGCUGCUGGGCUCCCAGGCCAAGCGACAAACCUUGCGCCGACUCCGAGCGGGCGCAGCGAUGGCGACUGUCCCUGGCGUCCCUGCUCUUCUUCACCGUGCUGCUUGCUGACCAUCUGUGGCUGUGCGCGGGGGCCCGGCCCCGGGCCAGAGAGCUGAGCAGCGCCAUGCGGACCGCCUGGGGGGCCGGCCGGGAGCGGCAGCCGGUGCCUCGCGCGGUGCUGCCGCUGCCGCCGCCGUCGCCUGGUGAACCCCGCGCGUCCCCGGGCGCCUGCGGCCCCCGAUACAGCAACCAGACCAAAGCCGCCCCCGCCGCCGGCCCCGGGCCGGUCUGCGGCGGCAUCCCCGAGCCCACGGGGCUGGACGCAGCUUGCACCAAAUUGGAAUCUUUGCAGAGACUUUUUGAACCCACUACCCCGGCUCCCCCUCUGCGGCCCCCUGACUCCCCUUCCCGUGCCCCGGCCGAGUUCCCCUACGCCAAAAAAAACUUGCUCAAAGGCCACUUUCGGAACUUCACUCUCUCCUUUUGCGACACCUACACGGUCUGGGACUUGCUGCUGGGCAUGGACCGCCCCGACAGCCUGGACUGCAGUCUGGACACCCUGCUGGGGGACCUGCUGGCCGUCGUGGCCAGCCCGGGCUCCGGGGCCUGGGAGGCAUGUAGCAACUGUAUCGAGGCGUACCAGCGACUGGACCGACAUGCUCAGGAAAAAUAUGACGAGUUCGACCUCGUGCUGCAUAAAUACUUACAGGCAGAAGAGUACUCAAUCCGGUCCUGCACGAAAGGCUGUAAGGCUGUCUACAAAGCCUGGCUGUGCUCAGAAUACUUCAGCGUGACCCAGCAGGAAUGCCAGCGCUGGGUUCCCUGCAAGCAAUACUGCCUGGAGGUACAGACCCGGUGCCCCUUUAUCCUCCCCGACAAUGAGGAAAUGGUGUAUGGCGGGCUCCCUGGCUUUAUCUGCACAGGGUUGCUGGAUACUUCACCAAAGCGGCCGGAAACCAAGUGCUGUGACGUGCAGUGGGUCUCUUGUGAGUCGGAGAAGAAGAAGUUCAAGGAGUCUGAGGCCCCCAAAACCCACCACCAGCAAUUCCACCACUCCUAUUUCCACCACUACCACCAACAGUACCACCACUACCACCCCCGCCAUGACCCCCCAGGCCUUGUUAGCCACAAGCCCUCCCUACUGCCGGUCUCUGGGGGCUCCCGCCUCAGCCCCAGCAGGAUCCGGCUCUGUGUCCUUGUCCUCAUGCUCCUCCAUACCAUGGUGUCCUUCUCCAGCAACCAGGGUGGUGGGGGCCUGGGGCUGGAGACACUGCCUGCCCUAGAGGAGGGCCUGACACGGGAAGAGUGACAGCAGCAAGGGAGGACAGACCUCCACCACAC
Messenger RNA from Castor canadensis (American beaver), 1448 nucleotides. It is a transcript of the gene Nalf2, whose product is annotated as NALCN channel auxiliary factor 2. Gene Ontology annotation, molecular function: stretch-activated, monoatomic cation-selective, calcium channel activity. Lineage: Eukaryota; Metazoa; Chordata; Mammalia; Rodentia; Castoridae. The record is from RefSeq and is a predicted model, not a curated record. Gene Ontology annotation, cellular component: plasma membrane. Gene Ontology annotation, biological process: calcium ion import across plasma membrane.